GGCGGCGCAAAAGGGAACCCAGACUUGGCCCGGGGCUGGGUGGGAAAGGCGAGCCUGGUUCUAAACAUCUGAACCGGAUCCCUAGGAGAACUGAUGUCGAGAUCCCCAGGAAACCCAUAAUCUUCUCCGGGCGAUCUCAGGUGCAGGGGAUUUUUGUUCAUUCAUAUCCAGAGGCACCCAUCCCUCCCAACUCAAGGCAUCUUUUCUUCCACAAGUUGUAACCCCCAAUGAAGCCACCUCGCCCCUUUCCCUCCGCCACCUAGAGUCAGGAUCAGGUAUGGACACCGACUUUCCAGUCUCCCUGUCUCCAGCCUUUCUCAAAGUAACCAGGGUACGUGGUCAAGCCUGCCCCAGGGUGUGUGCCCCCAACUUGCCCCGCAGCGUAACCCCCAGUACCUCGGGGCGCUGGGCCCGCGCCGCCCGCGCCGCCCUUCACGUGGUUCCUGCAGCUGGAACGGCUCCCGCCCCGCCCCCGCCCCGCGCUCUUCGCCCCGCCCCGGGCCAGCCGCGCUCCGCCCCGCUCGCCCCGCCGCUGCGUCGGGUGGUCCAGUCGCUGGGCAGCUCCCGUGGUUCCCGGGCCUCCUGCUGCAGCCCGUCCUGUCUCCAUGGCGACUCGGCGUCCCAGGCUCGCGGCUCGGAACCCAGCUCAAGUGCGGAGCGGGGCUGGCCUUCCUGGUCUGGCCUUCGCCGAAACUCCUUGGCUGGGCGGCCAGAGGGUUGGGCCUCUGGAACCCCACGGCUGUCGAAGCACCGGCAGAGAAGUCUUGUCCCUGAGUUUUGUAUUCCUGAAAUUCCCAGCAACUACCUAGACAAGACCGAAGUUGUAAAGGCACCCAAAAGCAGACAGAAUGGCAGGUUGCUACUGUGUGAUCCAAAGGAGAAACUGAUGAGCGGCUCCAAUAAAGAAAAGCCACAGAAAUCCUCCUUUGGACGGAGACCAAGAUUGUCCAGCAAGCUUUGUACUUCUCCAACACAGAUCUCGGGUGGAACUACUGUGUUCUCAGCAAGAAAAGAAACCUCUUCAAAGAAGAUUGAAGAUAAAGUCUCCUUGAAAAGCAGUGAAAACAGACCCUCUUCAAGGAGUAUUGAAACAUACCGGCAGUUCGACCUGUGGUCCUCUUCCUUCCUAAAAGAAAACUCAGGUGAAGUGAACAAGGAUUUGGUCCUUGCAAAGCAAGAGAAACCUAGUGAGUAUUGCCUUGAAGACAUUGAGGAGAACUUGUCAGACUCAACGGAUGGUGAUGGCGAAGAGGACAGCAACAACGAAGACGACGAAGGCCCCGCUAAGAAGGAGACUCGAGCCCCACUGGAGCUAAUGGCAGAAUUCCUGAGAGCAGAAAUGGGUCGAGACUACCAGCUGGCAAAAAAGUUAUGUCAGAUGAUCCUAAUCUAUGAACCAGAAAAUCCUGUGGCCAAAGAAUUUUUCUCACUUAUUGAAGAAAUAUUGCUGAAGGAGAAAGCUCAGGAGGAGGAGGAGGAAGAGGAAAGUGAUGAGGACUCCAGCAGCGAGAGCGAGGUGGACAGCAGUGAGGACGGCAGCGAGGACAGCUCGGACGAGUGUGAGGACGGGUCCUAGCGGGUGCUGCCAUCACAAGAGUUAUUUUCCAGAGUAUAUGCCAUGCAAAUCCAAAUAUAACGUAGAGAGCUGCCGCGUGGCGUAACUGUGGCUUCUUCGGUGCUGAGUUCAAGCGUUCCGCAUUCCUAGUUUGAGCUCCUUGCUCAUGUUCAAGCCUGACCAUGUAGGGAAGCAUGGAUGAGAUAGAAUGUGCCAGGAACACAGUUAGAACAGUAGAACAUAAAGUGCGCUCUACGUACUUCAUACAGCCUUACAACACUACGUAGUAAGUAUGCUCUAUCCCCAUUUUACAGGUGAGAAAAGCAAGGUGGUGAGGGUAAAUAGUUUUCUCCUAUUUGUAGUGUCUAGAUUUGCCUCUGUAACAUCAUGGCUCAACAUCUGUUCUUCCAGUCCCCUUUCAAUGACCACAUCAAGCCUUAAAACAAAAUGGAACUCACUGUUCAUGUAGCAUGUGUCAGUAUAUGUGGUGUUCAGUUUCUCCUCCCUGGCCGAGAACAUAACCUCUGUGUUCCUCAAGCAGGACUUUGGUGUUCUUCAUGAUUGUAUCCCUAGCAACCUGGAAGUAACUGGAAAAUAAAGAUUGGUGUGCGUGCA
This is a messenger RNA of Rattus rattus (black rat), 2170 nucleotides long. RefSeq names its product glutamate rich 2 (gene Erich2). The record is from RefSeq and is a predicted model, not a curated record. Lineage: Eukaryota; Metazoa; Chordata; Mammalia; Rodentia; Muridae. The coding region runs from base 278 to 1576 and encodes 432 amino acids. The transcript has 12 exons.